Messenger RNA from Caenorhabditis briggsae, 2103 nucleotides. RefSeq names its product Protein CBR-APC-2 (gene Cbr-apc-2). The record is from RefSeq and is a predicted model, not a curated record. Bases 1 to 2103 code for a protein of 700 amino acids. Gene Ontology annotation, cellular component: anaphase-promoting complex. The transcript has 15 exons. Gene Ontology annotation, molecular function: ubiquitin protein ligase binding. Gene Ontology annotation, biological process: ubiquitin-dependent protein catabolic process. Lineage: Eukaryota; Metazoa; Nematoda; Chromadorea; Rhabditida; Rhabditidae.
AUGUCGCUUUUUGACAGAAUGACUACUUCUCCAGAAGCCGCACGACAAUAUAGAGAAUUUUGCAUCUCAAAGAAGAGAGAAGUAUGGGAAGCGUUGAUUCAGUACUCAAAACAGGCGAAACACAUUGAAAAGGUGUACGAUAUGACGACAGUGUUGCAGCGAGUCCAACAAGAAUGCCUGGUGUUCGCUCUAGACAACGGAAUCGGAAAUCCAGACGUCCACCACGCCGCCGAACUUAUCUUCCCACUUUCCAUGCAAAAAGUCGUCAUUCAAGUGCUCCGACCGUAUUUUCUAUCGCAUUGGGCCAAUUUUCGAUUAGCCGGCUACAAUCCAAUCCGGAAAAUCGAUCAUGGCAUCGAUUUGAACGAAGAUCUGUGGACCGAUCAGAAGAAGGAGCGGAAUCAGCAAUAUGUGCAUGAUUUCACCGCAUUUGUCAACGAAUUAAAAACGGGAAUCGUCAACGCGAAUCGACACAUCAACGCAGCAGUAUCCCUGUACAUUCGAGAGCUCGCCGCCUCGAUGGUCAUGCACGAGAAACAGGCAUUUGAUAACGAAUUGAGAUGCUCAAUGCUCCAAGAAUACAUGGAGAGUCUUCGAAUUUGGGCGGAUGCGAUGACGCUGCAGGAUGCGUAUCACUUGGUUUCCGAUCAGAUUUAUAAGGAUGUCUUUCAGAUGUUGUCCAAGAAUGCCUACGAAAUGGUUGCCGUGCAAUUCCCGCAAAAGUUUCGCGAGAUCAUCACAAUGAAGUAUUGCCUCAUGAAAACUGGAAACUAUGGUAGAGACGCACUCACGAAACGUCUCAUUUUCUCGGUGGAAACGAAUCUCCUGAUUGCUUCCGUCGACACGAAAACCAUCCUCCAAGCGUACGCUUCCUGCGUCGAGGCUCUUCGUGAGAUGGACAGCAGCUGUGUGGUGAUGCACAAAGUUUGUGGAGUGAUUCGAGAGUAUUUGAAACGCCGGCCGGACACUGUCCAACAAAUCAUCACCUAUAUCACGUCGAGCAAGAAGAAUGAGCUGGAAAAGGAUAUGUCAAAAACGGUCCGAUCGGCAAUGAUGGACGAGGAGGAGUUGCGCGGUGUGAAUGACGAUUUUCUGCCGGAAAAUAUGGAAUGUAAAGGAUGGGACACGUGGACACCGAAUCCGACUGAUGCCAAUGUUGGCGACGGAGCCCCAGGACGACAAGGAGUCGACGUGUUCAACAUGCUUGUUUCGGUGUACGGAUCCAAGGAAUUGUUUGUGAAGGAGUACCGUAAUCUGCUAGCCGAGAGACUGUCAGGAUCCGAUAAGAAGGAUGCAUUCUUCGAAAAACGCUAUCUGGACCUUCUGAAGCUCCGUUUUCAAUACAGUGAGCUCCAACACUGUGAAGUGAUGCUCCGUGACGUCAUGCAGAGCCAAGAGAUCGAUUGUCGAUGCGAGAAUGUGCGAGAAUUGACGCCUGGAAUGAUUCCAGUGUCCGGAUGCGUCGCUUCCAGUCACUAUUGGCCGAAACUCGAGCAUGAGACAACGACGAAGGAGCUGGCGGAUCUCUACCCGCCGUCAUUGCUCGCGGCGGUCGCCGCCUACGAGGGCAUGUAUGCUAUGAAUAAACGCGAUCGGAAGAUGUUUGUCUACAAAUGUGUUGGAUGUAUGGAGCUGGAAAUCGAGGUGGACGGUGUGAAAAUCGAGCGAACCAUUCCGAAUGCAUUCGCUCAAGCCCUUCUUCUAUUCCUGGAAAAAGAGAACCCAGUGAUCAGCAGCGACACAUGGUCGUUGACUAAAAACGCCGCCGGCAUCCUCCCGAAUCAGGCCGGCGCUCCAGAAGUAGCCGACGAUGAAGACGUCGAGCCAGAAGAGAAUUCGGAUAUGGUCGACGCGUUGGAACAGUAUUGGGGAUACACCAAAAAUUAUAUUGCGAAUCACUCCCCGAACGGCGAGGUGAAAGCCGAGCGGAUGCAUCGUGUCUACAGAAUGUUCGGUUCUCCAACGUCCGCCGGUCCCAGCAUCGAUCACGUCACGGCGUUCCUUCAGAGGAAAGUGGCACUGGGUCUUCUGACAUGUAUCAACGGAUCGUAUCGUGUGGUGGAGGAGAAGAAGAAAGCCAACGAGAAUCCAGAGGGACAAUGA